AUGGAAUUGAUCCCUCCACGUCCACCCUCACUCGAAACUGAGAGAAGGUCACCCUCAAUGGUGAAGCGACCAACUUCUCAGCACCAUGGCUUUACUGGAAGCCUUCUUGCACUCGGUUGUCUACCGAGUAUCAGACAGACCACCGAUCCCCAAAGUCGCACAAUAUGGAAAAAAUCGCGAGCCGAUGGUAUGGCCGCCGCCGUGCAGGAGGAGGAUGAGUGGUCGCGCGGGCCCAGCAGCUUUCAAGUCCGCAGUCAGAUGGCACACGAUGAUGCGGCAGGGCCCGUCGUCGCGGAGUCUGAUCGAGUGUUCGGUCUCGGUGAUCUCGCUCGGCCGCGAGUCUGCGAGGCGUUUCUGAAGCGCUGGUCUUGGAAUUCUAGCACCCAAAGUCGAUCAAAACGUCAAUCUCGUGCGUCAAUUGUCAAUCACUGUACCAUUGAUAGCAGGAGCCGUGGGCUCAGAAGAGGCUUUGUUCCGCGGCACGAGCACGUCUCUCACCACAUCGUUGUCCACGUCUUCAAGCAAUUGCUCCGGAGCGUUGAUUCCAAGCUCCCCGACGCCGAUCACGAAGAGUUUAUAUCUUCCAAACACUCGACGGACGAUUUUGGAGUCCAUUUGCUUUUCCGGAGCUUCCAGCUGGAUACUGUUUUCCACGACGACUUUAACCAGACCGGUACUGGUUCCGAAUGA
Fonsecaea pedrosoi CBS 271.37 is the source of this 690-nucleotide messenger RNA. RefSeq lists its product as uncharacterized. The transcript has a single exon. Lineage: Eukaryota; Fungi; Ascomycota; Eurotiomycetes; Chaetothyriales; Herpotrichiellaceae. The record is from RefSeq and is a predicted model, not a curated record. Bases 1 to 690 code for a protein of 229 amino acids.